AUGGAGCAAAUAAACCCAAACGAUAGCUCGAAUCCCCAACACCUGCGCCGGGACUUCAAGUCUCGCCAGGUAAAUAUGCUGGCCAUUGCAGGUGCUCUGGGGACUGGGUUGAUUAUUGGAAGUGGCUCGGCCCUAGCCAAGGGCGGACCAGCCAGUAUCCUCAUUGCCUACACUGUGACCGGCUCGAUCAUAUAUUUUGUCAUGACGGCGCUCGGAGAAAUGGCGUCUCUGUUACCUAUGGAUCGCGGGUUCAAUGGCUAUGCUUCUCGCUUUGUGGAUCCAGCUCUUGGAUUUGCUACCGGAUGGAAUUACUUUUUCAAAUACGCCAUCGUCUUGGCAAACAACCUUACUGCCGCAGGGUUGGUCAUUCAGUACUGGCGUCCAGACUUGAGUGUUGCUAUUUGGGUGACUGUCUUUGCGGCAGUAGUUAUUUCCAUCAAUGUUCUGCACGUGGGCAGUUUCGGCGAAGCAGAAUUCAUCCUCUCCUCCAUCAAGAUCAUCGCCAUCCUCAUUGCGAUGCUCACCUGCCUGAUCGUUUCUCUCGGCGGGGCUCCGAACCACGAACGCGUCGGAUUCCGGUACUGGAACGAACCAGGAGCAUUUGCAGAGUACCUUUCCACCGGCUCUCUGGGGAAAUUCCUCGGGUUUUUCGCCUGUCUAGUCCAGUCAUGCUUUGCAUAUACAGGCACUGAAGUCGUGGGCGUUGCGUUUGCGGAAACGCCGAACCCGCGGCGCAACAUCCCCAGAGCCAUCCGGCAGACUCUGUGGCGGAUCUGUGUGUUUUAUAUCCUGGGCGUGCUGUUGCUGGGCAUGGCAGUGCCGUAUGAUAAUGAUCUACUUAUUGGAGCAAAGAAGGCAAAGACGAGCGCCUCGGCUUCGCCGUAUGUGGUUGCGAUGAGAAUGGGGCGGAUCAGUGUUUUGCCAGAUAUUAUGAAUGGUGCGAUUCUGGUUUUUGUUGUUAGUGCUGCGAAUACCGACAUCUACGUCGGCGCACGCACGCUCUACUCCCUCGCAAAAGAAGGCCACGCGCCGCGCAUCUUCACACACACCACCGCACGAGGCGUACCCAUCUACGGCGUCGCAGCCACCUCUGCAUUCAGCCUGCUGGCGUACAUGAACGCGACCAAAUCCAGCGCGACUGUGUUCGGGUACUUUGUCAACCUCGUGACUGUCUUUGGGACGCUCAACUGGGCCAGCAUUCUCGUCUCGUAUAUUGGAUUCUGCCGCGGCAUGAAAGCCCAAGGCCUGGAUCGAAAGGUAGAUCUUCCAUAUCGUGGAGCAUUACAGCCGUAUGGUGCUUGGUUUGCGUUGUUUUUGACGGUUAUUAUUAUCAUUUUUAACGGCUACAACACAUUCAUCCCGUCCUUCCAAGUAUCCGACUUCAUCACAUGCUAUCUUGGCAUCGCCAUUUACGUGGUCAACAUCGUCUUGUGGAAAGUCCUUGCGCGCUCGCGCCGCGUCAGGGCUGGCGAAAUGGAUCUCGUGGCAGACCACCACGGUGAAGUCGGAUUGGGACGCGUAGAGGAAGUGCAACAUGAAGGGAGGGAUAAAACGAACCCUGUCAUGCCUUAGUUUCUUUUCUUUUCUUUUCUACUUUUUACGUAUUCUCUUCUCCAUUGUCCCAUCCUUGGACUUGUCAGCGACUCAGCAUAAUGGACAAGGGACAAUGGAUAUUACGUAAAUCAUCUAACCAAGCAUGCUGCAUUGCCGCAUAAAUUUAGGGGU
Messenger RNA from Xylona heveae TC161, 1725 nucleotides. Its product is annotated as dicarboxylic amino acid permease. Gene Ontology annotation, biological process: amino acid transmembrane transport. The transcript is spliced from 5 exons. The coding region runs from base 1 to 1572 and encodes 523 amino acids. Gene Ontology annotation, molecular function: amino acid transmembrane transporter activity. Gene Ontology annotation, cellular component: membrane. The record is from RefSeq and is a predicted model, not a curated record. NCBI's taxonomy places the organism in Eukaryota, Fungi, Ascomycota, Xylonomycetes, Xylonales, Xylonaceae.